AUGAAUUUUUCGAAGGAAGAAACGGCUAAGCACAAGCCUCGGGACAGGAGGGAAUCGAAGGCUGCAGAAACGGUGAGGGGCCCGAAUUUUUUAACUGAUAGGAGGAUAUCACAGGCCGAGAUGCAGAGGAGACACACCUGGCUACAACGAACGAGAGAGAGUCAGGCUUCGACGAGGAAUCGAUCACGUGUGACCCACGAGGUCCGAUUUCCUGAAACGUUCAAUGGACUCUACUCCACACGUUUUUCCCCGAACGGUGAAGUUAUCGUCACCGGUUUUGGAACCGGUGGAAUUCAGGUACGAAACGGCGAAACGGGCGAGCUCCGAAACACUCUGAGGAGCGGAAUGGAGGCUUCGUUUCCAAUAAUGUGUUGCCGAUUCAAUCCGAUUCGUCCAGAGACGUUUUACGCUUCGAGUGCCUGCGGCAACAUAUUUCUUUGCACCACCAACACCAACGAAUUUUCGCGUUUUAUCGAGGAACCGAAAAACGAAGUGAACACGGUUGACGUUAGCAUCGGUGGCGAAUACAUCGUUUCGGGUGGCAAAGAUGCAGCUGUGAGAUUGUACGAUGCUGAAAUUGGUAAGUUGAUUACGAUCUACCAAAAAGCCGAGGGUGACAUAGUGGAAGAAAAAGUUGGCAAGUUCCACAGGAUGAGAAUAUUCGCCUGCAAGUUUCAUCAAUCUUAUCCGGGUUUGUUCAUCACCGGCGGUUGGGACGACACAGUCAGGAUUUGGGACGUGCGCGUGGGCGACGGUUCGGUGAGGUUGAUCAAGGGACCUCACAUCUGCGGGGACGCUAUCGACAUAAAAGAAACUUACGUUUUAACCGGCUCGUGGGUGGUCCGAGGUAGUCUACAGACUUGGGACUUGACCAGCGGCAAAUUGAUCGAAACGAUUGUGCCGGGAAACCGGCCGACUACUUUGGACGGCGAGUUUCUUUAUGCGGUUCAGUACUUCGACGGUGAUCCUUACGGCGACCACGUGAUUGCUGGAGGCUCUGGAACGGGGGAAGUCGAAAUCAUCAGUUUGAAAGAGAAAAAAGUGAUGGGAAGUUUCACAGUCAACAAAGCAGUGGUGACGGUCGACAGUUGCAGAACGUCGAUAGUCUUCGGUGGCAUGGAAUCGGUGCUGAGGCUAGCCGAUUACAGUUGA
This is a messenger RNA of Venturia canescens, 1152 nucleotides long. RefSeq lists its product as uncharacterized. Bases 1 to 1152 code for a protein of 383 amino acids. The record is from RefSeq and is a predicted model, not a curated record. The transcript is spliced from 7 exons. Gene Ontology annotation, molecular function: protein binding. Lineage: Eukaryota; Metazoa; Arthropoda; Insecta; Hymenoptera; Ichneumonidae.